AUGGAGAGAUCGACGGCGACAUGGAAGCCUAACGUUGAGAUAUCUCCGACCUGUCCUCGUUGCGGUUCCAUGAACACCAAGUUCUGUUACUACAACAAUUACAGCUUGACCCAACCUCGGUACUUCUGCAAAGGUUGUCGGAGGUACUGGACCAAAGGGGGUUCUCUCCGGAAUGUUCCCGUCGGCGGCGGCUGCCGGAAAACCAGGAGACCCAAGUCCUCCUCGUCUAUUCGCCUAGUUGAUGGGCAUCGCCGAGGAGGGAUGUUUAUAGCCCAGGAGGGGAUCUCCGCAGCCGCCGACAACAAUAAUCCCGCCGCCGCCGCCGCCGCCGGCGGGACUAAUGGCCCGGCCCCCAACAUUGAUCUCGCCGCCGUUUAUGCAAACUUCAUGAAUCAAAAGCCUAAUCCUAAUCCUCAACCUCAACCCGGCGGGCACAUCCCGGAAACUACUACACUGGCUAAUAAUAAUGACGGCGGCGGCGCAGGUCCAUCGUUUGAAUUUUCCGGCUAUCCAGCGAUGUUGAACGUGGAUUAUUUCGUCCCCGAGGACGCCAUGGCUCUUCAAGACGGCGGCUUCGUCGUCGAUGAAUUUGGAAACAAUAAUAAUUCCGCAGCAGCGCUGUUUCAGGAACAAUUCUGCGGCGAGUCGUUGCCCCCAAUACUCCCUCCUCAUCAAGAGUUAACAACCUCAGAAGGGUGGCCCAACCACAACUCCGACAUGAAUAUGAAUAUGAAUAUGAUGUUUCCAUUGCACACAAUAAGUGCUCAUCAUGAACCAGAGGUACAAGGUUGUCCUAACCAUCACACCAGUUCAAGUGCAAGUCUUUUCAGCAUCCCCACCACUUAUGAUUCCAUUUUCAGGCCUUAA
Molecule: messenger RNA, 867 nt
Organism: Ipomoea nil (Japanese morning glory)
Lineage: Eukaryota; Viridiplantae; Streptophyta; Magnoliopsida; Solanales; Convolvulaceae
Product: dof zinc finger protein DOF5.3-like
Exons: 1
Coding region: 1-867 (288 amino acids)
Biological process (GO): regulation of DNA-templated transcription
Molecular function (GO): DNA binding; DNA-binding transcription factor activity
Source: RefSeq, a predicted model, not a curated record